Molecule: messenger RNA, 3446 nt
Organism: Cladophialophora immunda
Lineage: Eukaryota; Fungi; Ascomycota; Eurotiomycetes; Chaetothyriales; Herpotrichiellaceae
Exons: 3
Coding region: 525-3098 (857 amino acids)
Cellular component (GO): nucleus
Molecular function (GO): RNA polymerase II CTD heptapeptide repeat phosphatase activity
Source: RefSeq, a predicted model, not a curated record
GUUACAGUAACGAAGCCGCAAUCGAGCUGUGCUGGAGCUCGUCGAACCCAUCCAUUGAUCCCUCAGAACAUCAGCACCACAAACUGCUUAGGCACCCCCAUCUAUCAGUUUCCCCAUCCCCCAAACCUCCAAUUCGCGAAGAUCGAAACCUUCCCGCCAUUGGACCACUUGCGACACACCCUUUGUGUGUGCUCCCUCGUAUUGGCACCUUCCACCGACAGGUAUUCCCGCCUGCGCACCGGUUCCCACAGAGCAAUCAACCGAGUCUGUGCCAACACCUUUGCACAUUUUAUCCUUCACCGUUGCGAGGGUUCCUAUACUCGCACUGACGCUCCUCUCUGAUUGUCGCUGUGAUUUCCUACCUGACCAUCAAAACAAGACUCUCUUCGCUUCGAGCUUCUCCGACACCCGUCGCGGUACCAAAGGAAGGCCCCCGCCGGGCUCCCUUGCUCGUGUCUUGACCUUGACCACAAAGUCACCUACAUGCGCCGAUCAAUGUCACAGUCGCUUGCACCGCGCUCGGAAUGCUAUUACGACUACCCAAGAAUCUCCACUACCCUCUCACAAUCACAAAAGUCGAGAAGCGGGUCGGCGAGAGUGUUGCCCGCAAUGAUGACCUAUUUCUCUACUCAUACACCACCAAAGUAAAAGAAGGCAGUCGUUACGAUGAGGAAGAAAAAGAAGUGAACCGGAAGUUUGUUACCCACUUCCCUAGCACCCUCGAAGGUACAAUCAAGGCUUGGAGGGUGUGGGAAGGGGAUGUCCUGACCCAUCCUGUCGAUGUCUGUGAAAUCGAAGAGGAGUGCCCACACACGGUGCAGUUCCUCGGUAUGUGCACUAACUGUGGAAAAGACAUGACUACUGUCCAAGCAGGAAGUGAAACCACCGAUGCAGACCGCGCUCCUAUCCGCAUGGCCCACGACACGCCUCACCUCACUAUUAGUAAGGAAGAAGCAAGUCGGAUAGACGAAGAGGCGAAACGUCGUCUGCUCUCAUCGCGCAAACUCUCGCUGGUGGUCGACCUCGAUCAAACCAUUAUUCAUGCUGCUGUAGACCCCACGAUAGCGGAAUGGCAAAAAGACAAGGACAAUCCCAAUUACGAAGCGGUUAAAGAUGUCCGCGCUUUUCAAUUGAUUGAUGACGGUCCAGGCAUGAGAGGUUGCUGGUAUUACAUCAAACUUCGACCUGGACUCGCCGAGUUCCUGGAUCAUAUAUCCCAACUCUACGAAUUGCACAUUUACACCAUGGGAACACGUCAAUAUGCUCAACAGAUUGCCAACAUUGUCGACCCGGAUCGGAAAUACUUUGGUGACCGCAUCCUCAGUCGAGACGAAAGUGGUAGUAUGAUCGCCAAGAACUUGGAGAGACUGUUCCCUGUGGAUACUAAAAUGGUGGUCAUCAUCGACGACAGGGGCGAUGUCUGGAAAUGGAGUGCCAACUUGAUCCGUGUCACCCCCUUUGACUUUUUUGUUGGCAUUGGCGAUAUCAAUUCAAGUUUCUUACCAAAGAAGCAGGAAAUCCAAACAACGCCAAAACCGGAGCCCAGCAAACUGGCCGAAGAUAGCACAGAGAACGGCGAGAACGGCGAGAAUGGCGAAAGCGGCGAACAGGAAUCCAAUGGUCUUGCCGAGGACGGGACCUCUACCAUACAAAACGGCACUUCGGCACUCGAACAGCUGAUGGCUAUGAGUGGCGGUGACGAUCCCGCAGUACGAGAACUGCAGACGAAAGGCCAAGAAGAAAUCAUUGCGUUGCAAUUAGAAGGCAAACCCCUUCUCAAGAUGCAACUUCAGCAGGACGAAAAAGACGAAGCUGAAGCAGCUGCUAAUGGUGAAAUAGUCGCGUCGCAAUCCACUGAAUCUGACUCGAGCGACUCCUCGGACUCCUCCGAGUCCAACUCUGCGGGUCCAGCAAAACAGAAAGCGCGCCACAGCAUCCUAAAAAAUGAUGAUGAAGAGCUGAUUCACCUCGAGGCCACUCUGACCACUGUACAUGCCGCAUUCUUUGCCGAGUAUGACCGAAAGCGAAUGGGAGGCAAGGGCGGUCGAGUCGCAGAACUGACUGGCAAGCGUAAGGCGCCUUUGCCUUCUCAGGAUGAGGGCGACGGGCUGUCCGUGGAACUGAUGUUUGUACCUGAUAUCAAGAGGGUGAUGCCCGCCAUGAAGUUGAGGGUUUUGUCGGGUGUCAGAAUUGUGUUUAGUGGCGUGCUACCACUAGGCACCGACAUACAAAAUGCCGAUAUCAGUACUUGGGCCAAGACCUUUGGCGCUUCCAUCACAGAUAAGGUCACCAGAGACGUCACUCAUGUCAUUGCGGCGCGACCAGGUACCGCAAAAGUCAAGCAAGCGGUCAAACGUGGCAUAAAGGUCGUCAGUACGUCUUGGUUGAUCGAAUCUAUGCAACGAUGGCGCAAGUUGGACGAAAGACCAUACCUACUCGAAGGCGUCGGGAGGCAGAAGCAGGAAACGUCCAGUGAGCUCGGUGACCCCCUGGAGAAGUCGAGCGCUCCGCCCAACGAUCUGCUUCUUAGUUCAUCCGAAGGAGAGACAACCGGGAUAGACACUGAAGAUGACCAGCCCGCGCGGAAGAGGCUGAAGUUGGAUACCAUUAAAGAUGCCAAUACUUCGGCAGAAGCAUUCGAGGACUUGGUUGAUGAUGGCAGCCCAAUCACCAUCAAUCAAGACGAGUGGGCGGAUAUCGAGGCAGAGCUGAAAGAGUUCAUGGGUAGCGACGCUGAGAGCGAGAGCGACACGGACUCAGUCAGCUCCGCGUUGAGCUUGCGGGAACGGCGCGGAGCCAAAAGAAGAAGGGGAGAAGACGGGGAUAAAGAUACGCCGGCUGGCGGCCUGGACACACCGUCGACAGCCCAGAGGAACGGUACGGGGAGUGCUCUUAGGAGGGUGGCCAAUAUCGAUAGCGAAGUCGAGUCAGAAGCCACAGCAGAGGAACAAAUCAGCCAGGAACAACGGGAGGUGGAAGAGGCGCAGGAACGUGAAGAAGAGGAAGAAGAAGAUUCAGAUGACGAAUUAGCGCGCGAGUUGGAGCGCGAGUUGGAAGAGGCCGAUGCUGAGGAAGAAAAGAGGCGAGAAACGGACUGAACGAUCCCAUCUGAUGUCUCGAUGAAAAGAGCAUCUGGCUUCCAUGUGUGGCUACUUUGGUUGCGAUUUAUGUUUUGACGACCCCAUAGCGCGGCGUCUGGAAGUGCAAAUGGAUAUGGGCAUGAGCAUGAACAUUAGCACGAGAAUCAGCAUCAGCAUCAGCAUGACUUGUAUGGCACACAAGUCAGAGUAAGGGAGUCGAGUACACCAGGAUAGCAUGGGAGCUGCUGCAUGCCAUGGAUGCGGCACAGCUGAGAAGGCUCUCUGACAACGGAGUGAUAGGGGAAAGACAACAGAUAAGAAACAAGAGUAUAGUUGCCCGAAUGGGCCCAAUGUCUCAUUGUCCUC